Messenger RNA from Paramacrobiotus metropolitanus, 622 nucleotides. RefSeq lists its product as uncharacterized. The record is from RefSeq and is a predicted model, not a curated record. The transcript is spliced from 2 exons. Lineage: Eukaryota; Metazoa; Tardigrada; Eutardigrada; Parachela; Macrobiotidae. The annotation marks the transcript as partial.
UCCACGGUGUGUGUAUGAUCCAUCUUACAGGCAGCGCCCGUACGCCAGUGGAGAUGUGAAAUGUGCCAGCGGGACGUCCAUAAACGUUAAUCCCGGCGCCACUCAUCCAGGCCCUAAUCAAAUCGCCUUACCAUAUAUACAUUGUGCGCGAGAUAUUUCUCCCUUAUGGGAAACAUAUAUGCGCAGAUAUUUCGGUCAGAGGGAUGAGCGUUUUUGUGUGCGGUUGAUGGGUUAUUGAUUCGACCGGUUGGCGUUGCUACAUUUGACAUUUGUGCGGGGUAAAUACUGUGUAGACGGUGUGUAUGGUGUGGAAACAAUGGAGGUGGAGGGUUAUGUUUUGGAGGGCAUCCCGCGCCUCAAGUGUCUGUCCAUUACGGAAAUUGUCCUCGGUGGACUGGGCCUGAUUGGAGCACUGGCUAGUGUUUCGGAAAUUCCCGUGUCCAUGGCUAUCGAAUUGAUAUUCAACGUGUUGGUUAUCGGUACCGGUUCCUACGGCGUCUACACCAUCAACAAACUCCGUCAAGGGGAAGUGCUCAGCCGGCGUUUCUCCCACCUGAUGAAGCUGAACAUACUCGUUACCAUUGCGCAGUGCCUGGAAAUUGCUAUGAUCGUCAUUGCCGGG